UGUUCACUGUCAAGCCAGUGGAAAACGAAAAACAAAUCCGCCCAGUAUCUGGAGAAAAAAACAUUAACGCGUCUGAACUGUCUAUUUGAAAUAAGAUUGGCGUUAUGGUUUCUAUUUCUCAGCAGAAUCGCAUUAGACAACCGUUAGAAGUAUUUCCUUAUACCAUAAAAUGGGCGCUUCCAGGAUCCUCCCAGCCUGACAUUUUUGCCGUCGGACAUGAAACCGGAAUUACAUUUUAUAAACCUACUGCAAAACCAAGCACAGGUGCCUGGCCAUUUCGACAGCUUUUCACAGUUGCAACUGGCCUCCCAACACUGCAUUUGGCGUUUUACGCCCAUAAAACAGCUCCAGACAGCUCAGAAAAUGGAGAAGAAAACAGUUCAUGUACUCUGUCCAUUGCAUGUGCUUGUCAAGACAAUUCAGUUCGGCUAAUCUUUACACAAGACGCUGAGAUCACUUCACAACACACAUUUGGCGGUACAUCUGGACACCAAAACUUCGUGAACGAUGUGGAUAUCAUCGAAAUUUACUCCGCAGACCAAACGCUGGACGAACAUGUAAUUGCCAGUGUUGGCGAUGAUAAUACGCUUAUCGUUUGGCGUGUUUCGGAUAAUGGACCUGUGCUCGCUGGUUACACGCUUGCAUCGCCCGGUGUCUCCGUGCGUUUUUGCCGUUCAGAUGCCCGUCGCUUGCUUGUUGGCGAGCGUAAUGGUCAAGUCCGUGUGUUUGACUGGACAUCCUCCGGAGCAAGUGCUUCUUCAUCCACUGCCGACGAAGUCAUGGAGAUCGAAGACUCGCAACGUCCGUGGAUUGUUAGUCUCUCCGCCAGCGGCGUUCAAGUGAACGCCGCCGACACGCUUGGUAGUGCCGAAUGGUCUGGCGAACAUCAAAACUCAAUUUUGGCCAUGUGCAAGAAUGGUAACUGGUCGUGUUGGGAGUUGUGGUCUUCAAAGGAUUCCGCUCAAGGAGCCGGCGAGUUCGCUGAAGUCAAUGGUACUCUUCCUUCUCGGAAUCUUCUACCCAACGCGAUGGGUAGUACUUCGUUCUCAGGCACCGUUCUUGGCGCCCGUGCACAUCCCUACUAUGCACGUUUAUUCGCAACGGCUAGUGCUGCCCGAGGAAGUCUUCAACUAGUUUCAGUUGAUCGGCCCCAUGCCACAGACGUCGAUCCGGUGUUUUUGAAUACGCCUAUUGUCGAUAUGAGUUGGCACAGUACUGCACGCCAGCUUGCCGUAGUGACUCACUUGGGCCUAGAGCUGGUACGCUUGUAGAGUGACUUAACACCGAUAUUUCAUUCUCGUUUUUGAUAUAUCAAAAAAAAGGCUAAGUUUUACGACCAAAGCACUAAAAUUUUUUCUAUGAUACACUUUGAUGGUGGCUACAAUUCCUC
Molecule: messenger RNA, 1390 nt
Organism: Schizosaccharomyces japonicus yFS275
Lineage: Eukaryota; Fungi; Ascomycota; Schizosaccharomycetes; Schizosaccharomycetales; Schizosaccharomycetaceae
Product: NUP37 family WD repeat protein
Exons: 3
Coding region: 105-1271 (388 amino acids)
Cellular component (GO): nuclear pore; nuclear pore outer ring
Source: RefSeq, a predicted model, not a curated record